ACUAUUGCUUGUUUUAUUUGUCAACCGUUUUGUUGUCAAGAAAUUUUUUGUUUGGGAUUUUUGCUACACAUCAGAAAAAUUACUAAAAGCUAAUGGAAGUAGAAAUGGAAGAACUUCUAGAAGAAGUGGUACCCUCCGAAGAUCUUCAGAGAUUUGAACGCAAAUAUCAUCGUGAACUCGAAUCAGAUGGCUGGAUACGCAUUGAGACGAAAUUUGAGUAUGCCUUCUGUUUGGUCCGCAGUCGCUAUACGAACGAUGUGAAACGUGGCCUGAUGUUAUUUGAGAAUUUGGCCCACGAGCAUCCAGAUGGUCGGCGAGAUUACAUUUAUCAUCUGGCCUUUGGUAAUGCCCGACUCAAGAACUACACAGAAGGUUUAAAAUAUUGCCGAGCAUUCCUGGAAAUCGAAAGCAAUCAUCAAAUGAAUUUACUAGAGGCAUACAUGAGAAAGCAGAGCGAUCGUGAGAUUGUCAAGGCCAUGGCAUUGGCUGGAGGAACAGUUCUAUUCAUGGCCUUAGGGCUACUGGGAAUGGGCUUGGCUAUGGUCAGAAAAUGAUGUUCCUUCCAGCUCGUCCUGAUUCCCACCUACCCGUCCAGCCCCAUCCAGCCAAGUUUUAUCCUUAUUUUUUUUUGCUGCCACUUGUGCUUGUGCCGAAAAAUCGUUAGUUAAUAAAAAUGAUAAUGGUAUGCAGA
Molecule: messenger RNA, 691 nt
Organism: Drosophila willistoni
Lineage: Eukaryota; Metazoa; Arthropoda; Insecta; Diptera; Drosophilidae
Product: mitochondrial fission 1 protein
Exons: 1
Coding region: 93-554 (153 amino acids)
Biological process (GO): mitochondrial fragmentation involved in apoptotic process; peroxisome fission; mitochondrial fission
Cellular component (GO): peroxisomal membrane; mitochondrial outer membrane
Molecular function (GO): protein binding
Source: RefSeq, a predicted model, not a curated record